Molecule: messenger RNA, 1188 nt
Organism: Cynoglossus semilaevis (tongue sole)
Lineage: Eukaryota; Metazoa; Chordata; Actinopteri; Pleuronectiformes; Cynoglossidae
Gene: aspdh
Product: aspartate dehydrogenase domain containing
Exons: 8
Coding region: 147-983 (278 amino acids)
Biological process (GO): NAD+ biosynthetic process
Molecular function (GO): NADP binding; L-aspartate dehydrogenase [NAD(P)+] activity
Source: RefSeq, a predicted model, not a curated record
CUCAAGAAAAGACAAUUAUUAACCAUGGCCUGUUCCGGUCAAACUUUGUACUGUGCUUUUCCUACAAUUCCUGGAGCUGAGGAGUUGGGAGCUGUGUUUGUGUGGAGGAGACGCUGUGAUCUGAAGGCGUGUUGGAUUAUCGGGACAUGGCAGCUGAGUCUUCCCUGCUGAGGAUCGGAGUUGUAGGAUAUGGACAUUUAGGUCAGUUCUUGGUGGAGAAGAUCGUUAAAGAAGGAACUGCUCUUGGUUUGACUCUGGGUUUUGUUUGGAACAGGAAUCCUGACAAACUCAAGGGUUUAAUUCCUGAUCAGCUCAUACUUAAAGAUUUAUCACAAUUUGCAGACAGGAGCUGUGAUGUAAUAGUGGAAGUGUGUCAUCCUCAGAUUGUCCAGGAAUUUGGACCGAGCUUCCUGUCUCUGUCUCACUUCAUGGUUGGUUCUCCCUCUGCUCUCGCUGAUCCUGACCUGAACAAGAAGCUCCGUCAUGUGGCCCAGCAGUCCGAUAAGACACUCUACGUUCCCAGUGGUGCAUUAUGGGGAGGCCAGGACAUUCAGCGGCUGAAUGACAGUGGGACUUUAAAGGCCUUGUUUAUUAGAAUGUCCAAACACCCUUCAUGCUUCCGGCUAACAGGGGACGUCCUCUCAGACUGGACAGAGGGAGAGGGCAGGCGGGUUUUAUUUCGGGGCUCAGUGGCAGACCUCUGCCCUCAGGCUCCCAACAACGUAAACACCAUGGCGGCGGCAGCAGUAGCAGCGGGAACACUGGGCUUCUCUGGUGUUCAGGGGGAGAUUGUGUCUGACACAGCGUUAAGCGACUACCAUGUGGUGGAGGUGGAGGUGACCGGCCCUGGAGGCUUCUCUGUACACGCAGUGAGGAGGAACCCAGCCAAACUUGGAGCUGUGACUGGCAGCGCUACUUACAACUCCUUCUGGAACAGUUUACUCAUUUGCAAAGGUCACGGUGGCCGUGUUCACUUGUGCUGACGCCUGUUUCUCACCCUGAAGGAUUUGCCUAUUUUUAUGGUGAAACACUGUAUUCGCUAUUCAACAUAUGUGUGUACUAAUAAAGUACAUUCACAAGAAAAAGAAAAAGGCAGUUUUUGUUGAUUGUAAAAUAUUUAAAUAUUUAAACUUUAUUAUAAGUUCAUCUGUUGUGAAUGGGGAAAAUAAAAUGCUAAUCGUGAGUGUA